AUGUUCCCCGCCGCGGCCCCCGGGACCCCCUCCGCGCCCCCGCCGGACCCUGCGCCCGCCGCCCGGGAGCAGAUCCGCCCGGUGGACCGGAGAGCGGCCGCGCGACAGGUGGAGGCGGGUCCGGUCCAGGUGGAGGAAAGCGUCGUGCGCGCCGGGAGGUUCGGCUUCGACAACCCGGCCUACGAGUUCGGCAGCCAGAGCGAGCUCCGCCCCCCGCCUCACGCCUUUCGGCCCGUCGCGGUCACUGAGCAGCCGGUCCAGGACCCGGGCUUCGCCUCGCCGGACGGCCGGGCGGAGACGGGCGGAGCGGAGGCGCCCGGCCGCACCGUGACGGUGUGGAUCGGCGGGAUGACCUGCGGCUCGUGCGUCCGCUCCAUCGAGGGGAGGAUCUCGGAGCUGGAGGGGGUCCGCUCCAUCCGGGUGUCUCUGCAGGAGGAGAAGGGGACCGUCACCUUCGACCCCGGGCUGACCGGCCCGGAGCUGCUGAGGGCCGCCAUCGAGGACAUGGGCUUCGACGCGUCGCUCCACGAGUCCGCCAGGAGAGAGGACGGCCCCCGGCCGGUGACCUCUGACCCCUCUCAGCCUGCGGACUCGGCGUCGCCGGCCUCCUCCCCUCAAGCCAAAGUGCAGAAGUGCUUCAUCCGGGUCACCGGGAUGACCUGCGCCUCCUGCGUGUCCAACAUCGAGAGGCACCUGCUGCGACACCAGGGGGUGGUGUCGGUGCUGGUGUCGCUGAUGGCGGGGAAGGCGGAGGUGAAGUACGAGCCGGGCGCGCUGCAGCCGGCGGCGGUGGCGCAGCUCAUCGCAGACCUGGGCUUCGGCGCGUCGCUGAUGGAGGACGGUGCUCAGACCCAGGGCCGGGUGGAGGUGACGGUGUCUGGCAUGACCGGCGCCUCCUGCGUGCACGCCGUCCAGUCGCGGCUCGCCGCCACCGCCGGCGUCCUCGCCGCCUCCGUCUCCCUGGCGACCGGCAAAGCCCAGGUGCACUUUGACCCCGAGGUGCUGGGGGUCCGCGACGUCGUCCGGAUCGUCCAGGUACAGGCCGCUCUGUCUUCUAGCCUCCUCCUCACUGCCUUCGCUCGGCUGACGGGGCGUCCCGCCGCUGCGUCCCGCCCCAGGGCCUCGGGUUCGAUGCCAGCGUGGAGAGGACGGGCUGCAGGAGCAACCUGGACCACACGGACGAGAUCCGACAGCAAGUGGAAGAACUCCUUCCUGCUCAGCCUGGUCUUCGGCCUGCCCGUCAUGGCGCUGAUGAUCUACAUGAUGGUGAUGGACGCCCGGCACCAGCAGCACGGGGGCGCCAUGUCCCAGGAGCACAACCUGCUGCCGGGGCUCUCGCCGCUCAACCUGGCCUUCUUCCUGCUCUGCACGCCGGUGCAGAUCUUCGGAGGUCGAUAUUUCUACAUCCAGGCGUUCCGCUCCCUCCGACACCGGCGGGCCAACAUGGACGUGCUCAUCGUGUUGGCCACCUCCAUCGCCUACGCCUACUCCUGCGUGGUGCUGCUGGUGGCCAUGGCGGAGCGGGCGCCGCAGAGCCCCGUCACCUUCUUCGACACGCCGCCCAUGCUCUUCGUCUUCAUCGCUCUGGGCCGCUGGCUGGAGCACGUGGCCAAGAGUAAAACCUCGCAGGCUCUCGCCAAGCUGAUGUCGCUGCAGGCGACUGAAGCCACCGUGGUCACGCUGGGGGAGGAUCACUGCAUCGUCAGGGAGGAGCAGGUGGCGGUGGAGCUGGUGCAGAGGGGGGACGUGGUGAAGGUGGUCCCCGGGGGGAAGUUCCCGGUGGACGGGAAGGUGAUCGAAGGCAGCUCCAUGGCGGACGAGUCUCUGAUCACAGGGGAGCCCAUGCCGGUCAGCAAGAAGGCGGGCAGCCUGGUGAUCGCCGGCUCCAUCAACGCCCACGGCGCCCUGCUGGUGGAGGCGUCCCACGUGGGGGCGGACACCACCCUGUCGCAGAUCGUCCGGCUGGUGGAGGAGGCGCAGACCUCCAAGGCCCCCAUCCAGCAGCUGGCGGACAGACUGAGCGGAUACUUCGUGCCGUUCAUCGUGCUCGUCUCGCUGCUCACGCUGCUCGCCUGGCUCGCCGUCGGCUUCGUCAACUUCGACAUCGUGAAGGAGAACUUCCCGGGCUACAACCAGAACAUCUCCCAGGCGGAGGUGGUGGUCCGCUUCGCCUUCCAGGCCGCCAUCACCGUGCUCUCCAUCGCCUGCCCCUGCUCGCUGGGCCUGGCCACGCCCACCGCCGUCAUGGUGGGCACCGGGGUGGGGGCGCAGAACGGGAUCCUCAUCAAGGGAGGGGAGCCGCUGGAGAUGGCCCACAAGAUCGGCGUGGUGGUCUUCGAUAAGACGGGGACCAUCACCCACGGCGUGCCGCGGGUCACGCGGGUGCUGGUGCUGUGGGAGGUGGCCCGGAUGCCCCUGAGGAAGAUCCUGGCGGUGGUGGGCACGGCGGAGGCCAGCAGCGAGCAUCCGCUGGGCACGGCGGUGGUGCGGCACUGCCGACAGGAGCUGGGCACCGACACCCUGGGCUACUGCUCACACUUCCAGGCGGUGCCCGGCUGCGGCAUCAGCUGCACCGUGUCCGGACUGGAGCACCUGCUCCACGGCCCCCAGGACCGCGCCUUCCCGUUGCCCGGGGCCACCACGGACCACAGCAGCCUGCUGUCCAACCCGGAGGAGCCCGGGGCGGCCCUGGCCGACACCGACGCGGCAAGCUACGCUGUCCUGAUCGGGAACAGGGAGUGGAUGAGGAGGAACGGGCACCACAUCGGCGCCGACGUGGACGCCGCCAUGACCAGCCACGAAACCAAGGGCCAGACGGCCAUACUGGUGGCCAUCGACGGCGUGCUGUGUGCCAUGCUGGCCGUGGCGGACACGGUGAAGGCGGAGUCUGCGCUGGCCGUCCACACGCUGCAGAGCCUCAACAUCGAGGUGGUGAUGAUCACCGGGGACAACCGGCGCACGGCCAAGGCCAUCGCCGCUCAGGUGGGGAUCAGGAAGGUGUUCGCUGAGGUGCUUCCGUCCCACAAAGUGGCCAAGGUGCAGGAGCUGCAGGAGCGCGGUCUGCGCGUCGCCAUGGUGGGGGACGGCAUCAACGACUCGCCCGCCCUGGCCCGCGCCGACGUCGGCAUCGCCAUCGGGACGGGCACGGACGUGGCCAUCGAGGCGGCCGACAUCGUGCUGAUCCGGAACGACCUGCUGGACGUGGUGGCGAGCAUCGAGCUGUCCAAGAAGACGGUGCGCCGCAUCCGCAUCAACUUCCUGCUGGCCCUCGUCUACAACAUGCUGGGGGUCCCGGUGGCCGCCGGCGUGCUGAUGCCCGCCGGCCUGGUGCUGCAGCCGUGGAUGGGCUCGGCCGCCAUGGCGGCCUCGUCCGUGUCGGUGGUGCUGUCGUCGUUGCUGCUGAAGCUGUAUAAGAAGACGUCGGCGGAGCUCCACCAGGUGCGGGCUCGGGGCCACAUGAGGAGCCUCCGCUCCUCCCAGAUCAGCACGCACCCCGGCGUGGACGCCCGCCACAGUGGCCCCGCCUCCGGCGGCGACGUGGCGCUGAGGCCUCUGGGCCAGCUCGCCGCUGCCUCGGCGCCCAGCUAGGAGCGUCCGGCAGAGAGAGGAGUAAAGGGAAGCAGCGGCGUGGAGGAGACCCCGACACGCCGCGCCGUCUUCAUAAAUACAUGAACAACGUCACUGAACUGUAACAAAGGAUUGAACACAAACACUCAUCAAGGCCGCGUGAAGGAGAAAUGCUCCAUCCGCUGUUCUUCUGGAGGCGGUAUGUCCACGUGUGGCCACCAGGGGGAGCUGCUGCAGCACAAUGAGUGUGACUGCUGCUGGACCUGAACGUUUGCAGAUUAGUGUGUCAGUCUGUUUUAAAAGUACGCAACAAGGCCGAUUUCUUUGUUUUUUGUUGUUUCAGAAAGGCGUCUGGGUUUAAGAUCAGGAACAGGCCUGCUUCUAGAGCGGGCUCAUAUUUAUUGAUGAUGGAUCAAUUCUCAAGUCUGCAGAAAUGUUUUGGUUUGUCCCAUUUAUGGGAAAAUGCAUCCAAACUGAUCAGGAAGGGGUUUAUCGUGCAGCAGGACAAUGACCCGAAAAGCAAAGGGGGGCGGCGGAAAGUGGAAAGUUCAGCCUGACCUAAAUCCGAAAGAACCUGAAUUUCACCAUGACCAGAGGAGACUGAAGGGAAAAUCCCCCAAAAACGAACCAGAGCUGUCAGGAGCUGCGCUGAGCGGCCUGGAGCGGCGUCGCAAAUGAAGAACGCAGCAGUUCGGUGUGUCGACGGGUCUCCGGCUUCAGGCCGUUGCUGCAAACAAGAGUUAUAACACCAAAUAUGAAUGUUAUUUACUUUAGGAUUAAAUGGUUGAAUAGUUUUUGCUCAGUGGUCAGACACAAGCAGCGAUGAGUCUGAAGUCGAGUCACACAUCGAGAUGUAAAUACCAGGAAAUGAAAUGUCUGGAAACUGGUCUUUUUGUUGAAGUUGUUGUGGAGGGGACUCCAGGGACUGUCAGAAGAGUUUUAGUUUACGGUUAACUCAUUUUAACUAGUUUUAGGCUGUUUCUUAAGCGAAGAAGAACAAUUUGUGGGCAUUUUUCCUUCCUGUCGGAUUAAUUAAGGCAGCUCAAUAUAACAAGAUCGUUUUUCUACACUCUGAAACAAAUCUUCGUUUAGUCUUAAAGUGGAUUUUAACUGCAAUAUAGACUUUCCAGCGAACAGGAGGCAGAAAGUUAGACAGAUCACACUGUGGUCUUCACAGAUGCUCGUCUCCUCACACACCUCGGUUUUGGCUCGUGGCUGAUUGAGUUUCUGUCAUCUCCACCCAGUCUGUCCAUUCACCUUUGACCUCUGGAGUCAACAAAGUCCCAAAGAACUGCUGCUCACUGGAUACUUUCAUGCUGUGAAAAGGUUCAGAGUCACUUAAACCCUCUGUCUUCAUCUUUCUCGUGCUCAUUCUGAACCUUAGCAGCUCUUUUUUGCUGUGUUUUUGUUGUUGAAA
Molecule: messenger RNA, 4984 nt
Organism: Salarias fasciatus (jewelled blenny)
Lineage: Eukaryota; Metazoa; Chordata; Actinopteri; Blenniiformes; Blenniidae
Product: copper-transporting ATPase 2-like
Exons: 18
Coding region: 1-3588 (1195 amino acids)
Biological process (GO): monoatomic cation transport; copper ion homeostasis
Cellular component (GO): membrane
Molecular function (GO): ATP hydrolysis activity; copper ion binding; ATP binding
Source: RefSeq, a predicted model, not a curated record